This is a messenger RNA of Staurois parvus, 408 nucleotides long. NCBI's taxonomy places the organism in Eukaryota, Metazoa, Chordata, Amphibia, Anura, Ranidae. The record is from the annotation of a GenBank genome assembly.
AUGGGGCCCCCGGGCAAUAGGGGAUCAUGGGGCCCCUGAGUCCUUGCCCAAACUCAAAAAAACCUAUGAAAAAGUAUGUGGAUAUGUGACCAUCACACCUACCAUAUGGAUAAUAGUAUGUGGACACAUGAACAUCACACCUACCAUAUGGUCAGCAGUAUUCGGACACGUGACCAGGGGCGGACUGACAACUCAUGGGGCCCCCGGGCAAUAGGAGAUCAUGGGGCCCCUGUGUCCUUGCCCAAACUCAAAAAAGCCUAUGAAAAAGGAACCAGGGGCAUCUCAUGGGGCCCCCUACUGACCCCAGGCCCUCGGGCAGUGGACACCUGACCAUCAUACCUACCACAUGCGCCCAACCAAGAUAUAUGAGCAUUAUACGUCAGCAAAAAUCUCCCCCCCCCCAAAAAA